Gadus macrocephalus (Pacific cod) is the source of this 3275-nucleotide messenger RNA. It is a transcript of the gene lsm11, whose product is annotated as LSM11, U7 small nuclear RNA associated. The coding region runs from base 67 to 1062 and encodes 331 amino acids. Gene Ontology annotation, biological process: mRNA 3'-end processing by stem-loop binding and cleavage. NCBI's taxonomy places the organism in Eukaryota, Metazoa, Chordata, Actinopteri, Gadiformes, Gadidae. The transcript is spliced from 4 exons. The record is from RefSeq and is a predicted model, not a curated record. Gene Ontology annotation, cellular component: U7 snRNP. Gene Ontology annotation, molecular function: U7 snRNA binding.
CCUGAGCUGACAUAAAGGUUAGCCUACCCAGCAUGCCCCGCUUGCCCGUGACCAGUUAUUCAAAACAUGGAGGAAAGGGAAAGAAAAAAAAUAAACACCACUGAAUAUGAUGACAGGGAAGAAGCAUCGACAUCAAAUCCAACUACACAACCUACACGUAAAGAUGAGUCGCAUUUGCGUGGCAAAACGGAAGAGGAGGACAGUGUCAAAUUGGACAUUUGUUCCGAUACUUUUGACCCAUUGCUGGCCCUAUACUCUCCAACAGUAACUCUUCCGUUCCCAAACAUAAAGUGUUUCAACAAUGUCUCCGCAUACGAAAGCUUUCUGAAAGGUGGCAGAGGGAGGGCCAAGCCCGAGAAUGUUGAGAAAAAGCUGCGGAAGGCGAUGGAAGGGGUGGUGGAUCCUGAGCGCAUCAAGAGGCUGAAGGACCUCAUGGUGUGUAACGUGCCGAAAGUAGGGGAGACCAGUGCCCCUCCACGGCGGAAACAGAAGACCCACAAAAAUGUUGUCUCAAGGAUGCAACUUAACAAGGGGAGCCCAUUGGGUGAGCUGUACCGCUGUGUCGAAGAGAGGAUACGUGUCAAAGUUCACAUCAGGAGCUUCAAGGGGCUCCGUGGAUUGUGUUCUGGCUUUGUGGUAGCCUUUGACAAGUUCUGGAACCUGGCGAUGGUGGACGUAGACGAGACGUACAGAGACCCACUACUUGGAGAAGCCUUGUAUCACGAAAAAGCACUGACAAUUACACGGCUCUUUGAGAAGCUCAAACUCCAGGAGAGCUCAGAGGAGACGUCGAGAAAAGGUAAAGGCCAGGGGAAGAGCGUUCAACCCCCCCAACCUGGCCCCGGCGGCGGGUGCAGCACGGACCAGCAGCGGCUAUCAAGGCGCACCAGCCGGUUCUCAGAGGCGAAGCCUGGAGCCACGGAGGCAAAGGCCGGUGGUGCUGGGGGCACCAAGGCUCAGGGGAAGGCCCCCCAUCCUUACGGCAAGGUCCACACGCGCCACAUCAACCAGCUGUUUAUACGAGGGGAGAACGUGCUCCUCAUCAACCUCCAGCCCCUCUGAUAUGCCUACCCCCCCUGGGGUUACAGAGCACUGCUGCGGGCUAUUGCAUGAACUGUUCACAUGCGACCUGUAACCGCAGGGUGCAUGGUCUGACAUGAGGGUCUCGAGGGUUCGGGAAAAUAAAGGAAUGCCCUACAGACUUGUAAUAUCAUAUUGAUAUAAAUUGCUCUGUUGCCCAGGAAGAUAAUUUUGAAACAGUAAUAAAUUCAGGAUGCUUCUCAUAGCCAUAUCGUGGGUUGUUGUUUGAUUGCCAUCAUAUAGGAGACAUGUGUAUCUAAAAGGGUUUCUAAAUCGUGUAAUGUUUUUUCACCGGCAGGUGGCAGUGUAAACACAGAAGCCAUGUGUGAGGCCAUUGUCAUCCCAAAAGAUGCUUGUCCCUUUAUGUUGUCUUUCUCCGCUAGUUUGAACAGGAAUGACAGCGCAGUCUCAGCGGACUUCAUAAAUGCAUUAUGAAUAAUUGAGUUUGUGAAGCUAGAGAUUGCAGAUGGCACUCAGAAGCUGUCAUUUGUCUUGACGUCUCAGAUUGCCUUUACUCUUUAAUGGGCACAUUAACCAUAAAAGCAGGAUUUACUGCAACUCAUGGAAGUUGUAAAGAUGCAGCUCUUGUUUAAACGCCAUGGGCUGCUUUUGGAAGAUGAGUUAUGAGUCAGAAUGGUGUGUCUGUAUACAUCCCCGUUGUCUAUACUGCACCACAUGAAUUCGAUCACAUUUAUCAUGUAAUGUAUAAUUGUGCUGAUAAAUUGAUUGAAAUCAGUAUUUAUUUUUAUCUAUGUGGAUCUUUGGAGAGUGUACAUGAUAUAUGCUGGACAAAUGGAAUUCAGUCUCCAGGAUAAAGAGCGAUACCCAUGCAUAACAUCCAUUAAUUUAAGCCAUCCAUUCAUGAAUGUCUUAUGUAGGUUAUAGCUAUUGCAUUGGUUGGUGACCAUGCAAAGCAACCAGGCUGUUACGCGUCACAGUCAAGGACACCUUGGUGCCACUUGAAACAGGAGGUGGCUUCAACAAUAAAAAACAACCUCCUUGGAUCCAACAAUGAACAGUCCAGCUGCUCCACUACAUGCUCUACCUGCUGUGUUGUCCAUCCAUCUAGCUAUGCAAUCACCACAAAUCUUGUUAAACAAUACAAACCAAAGACAGCACAUUAAAACUUCACACAUUUGAUUUGUAAAGUGUCAAUUCAAUGGUUUUAUAUAGUUAUAUUUGUAGAUAACUAAUGAAGGAGAGAAAACAAAUAACACAGGCCAUUGGCAAAUGUCAAUCAACUGUUUAAUGUCGUUGAUAUAGGAUCAUGUGUAAAUCAAAAUCUGGGAAAAAAAAAUGCAAAUGCUCUUUUUAUCAAAAGGACAGUUCAGGGUGAACCUCUUGCAUAAAGUAGUGUUUUCAGUAACUAUCCUAAUACACAGAAAAUCUCCAAACGAAUCGAAGUAGAAAACAAUUCAAAUAAACUUGAUUUAAGAUGUUGAAAAAAAAAAAGAACUUGAUUUUGGUCAUUGUUUUUUUCUUGUUUUUAAUCAGGCAAAUCCUUCAGACGGCUACAAUGCUCACUGUGUAGAAUGGUCAAGGCUCAGAGUGCAGUCUCCGGGGUCCUUUAGACCAUACCACCUUUCCCCCUCUUGGUCAGUGAAUUAUUUAUCUCGUCAUUGGAUGUACCAGUAAUGUCACUCUGCUCACGUCGUCUUGUACCAAUCAUUCAGCUUCAAAAAUCAUUUCUAUUGCUCGUCAACAGAAGAGGAAGGGGUCGGAAGACAACACAACACAACCAGGCACUUAAAAGAAAAACCUUGAAGAAAAGAGUGAAGCUUUGACUCUUGAACCCGUAGGACGUUAAGGGACGAGUCUCAAGCCGUUGCAGUGGCUGCAGGUCCAGGAUCCCUCAGUGUCUGAGUGUGAACACCCCCCCCAUUUGACUCAAACAGCAAAACACUGUGCCAACAAAUCUGUAUCUGUGAUGAAAAAAAACAAGAGCAUCCUCCUUCCACCUUGCGGAUUCAGAAGCAGACGGUAACAAGCAUUGAACUCGGAAUGAUGAACGUCUACGGGGACGUCUCUACAAGUGACAGCGCCUUGGCGAUUCCUGUUUGUUUGUAUUGUGCGUGUUCUUUAGUACGGAGGUUAUAAGCGCUAACCUUAUAAGAAUGAUGGUGAACGUUAAACGCACAAUUUUAAAAAAAGGGGAACAGCCAAACUUCAUCGACCUCCCGGGACACACAGAGUUA